Bubalus bubalis (water buffalo) is the source of this 2495-nucleotide messenger RNA. It is a transcript of the gene SFXN2, whose product is annotated as sideroflexin 2. Gene Ontology annotation, cellular component: mitochondrial inner membrane. The record is from RefSeq and is a predicted model, not a curated record. Bases 152 to 1096 code for a protein of 314 amino acids. Gene Ontology annotation, molecular function: monoatomic ion transmembrane transporter activity. The transcript has 12 exons. Lineage: Eukaryota; Metazoa; Chordata; Mammalia; Artiodactyla; Bovidae. Gene Ontology annotation, biological process: serine import into mitochondrion; monoatomic ion transport.
GCCACCCGGCUUGUGAUUGGUCCAGAGGGAGGGCGUGAGGGCGGGGCGAGGGGAGGUUCCCGGGUUGAGGCCAGAAGGGCAUCCUAGCCUGGCUGCCAAAGCGGGCUGAUUUUGGAAGCGGCUGUGUUAGUCCGUUUCUCCCGGGUUCAGGAUGGAGGCUGACCUGUCUGACUUUAACAUCGAUGCCCCGCGUUGGGACCAGUGCACUUUCCUGGGGCGGGUGAAGCACUUCUUCAAUAUCACAGACCCCCGCACGGUCCUGGUACCAGAGCAGGAGCUAGACUGGGCCAAAGUGAUGGUGGAGCAGAGCAGGAUGGGGACUGUGCCCCCGGGCACCCAGGUGGAGCAGCUUUUCUAUGCUAAGAAGCUGUACGACUCGGCCUUCCACCCUGACACUGGCGACAAGAUGAACGUCAUUGGGCGGAUGUCCUUCCAGGUCCCCGGUGGCAUGAUCAUCACGGGCUUCAUGCUCCAGUUCUACAGAACGAUGCCUGCAGUGAUCUUCUGGCAGUGGGUGAACCAGUCCUUCAAUGCCUUAGUCAACUACACCAACAGAAAUGCAGCUUCCCCCACGUCUGUCAGGCAGAUGGCUGUUUCCUACGUCACAGCCACAACCACCGCAGUGGCCACUGCUGUGGGCAUGAACAUGUUGACAAAGAGAGCUCCGCCCCUGGUGGGCCGCUGGGUGCCCUUUGCCGCCGUGGCUGCAGCUAACUGUGUCAACAUCCCCAUGAUGCGCCAGCAGGAACUCAUCCAGGGAAUCUGUGUGAAGGACAGGAACCACAAUGAGAUCGGUCAUUCCCGGAGAGCUGCAGCCAUAGGCAUCACUCAAGUGGUUAUUUCUCGGAUCACCAUGGCAGCUCCUGGCAUGAUUCUGCUGCCGGUCCUCAUGGAAAGACUGGAGAAGCUGCGCUUCGUGCAGAGAGUCCGGGUUCUGCACGCGCCUUUGCAGGUUCUGCUGUCUGGAUGCUUUCUCAUCUUCAUGGUGCCAGUGGCGUGUGGGCUGUUCCCGCAGCAAUGGUAUCAGCUGUUCAUUACCCACCUGUUUUCACUGAAUUGCCUGUCCUUGCUCUUCCUGACCUGCCCACUUUCCUGAAGGAGAGGGAGCAGCAGGCAGGGCAGCAUCUGUUCGGGGACAAUGAAUUGCCGGUUUCCUAUCUGGAACCCGAGCUCCAGGACACCAUCAAGGCCAAGUACAGAGAACCUGUGCCUCAUGUCUACUUCAAUAAGGGCCUCUGAAGGCCUCACCCCAGCACGGACCAGUCCAUACGCCAGCUUAGAGAGAACCUGUGCCUCAUGUCUACUUCAACAAGGGCCUCUGAGGCCUCACCCCAGCACGGACCAGUCCAUACGCCAGCUCCUCCUCAACUGCUGUGGAUCCCUGUGCCUCGUUCCUCUUUGCCGACGGCCUGCAGGCCAGCGUGGAUUCGGGGGGUGAGGGUGGCAGGGGGAGGAUGCCUCGUGCUUCUACCCAGGUACCUGGGUUCAUUGGACUCCAGGGGAUAAAAGCGACCAAGGGGAGAGAGGCCAAGGCUUCUAUCUGCUCUCCCUGAACCCCCAUCUCCUGGAGACCAGGAGCUAAGACCCCCUCAGGGAGAAGUUGUUAGGUCCUGAGGGUGACACUCAAGUAAAUCGUUUGGAAAAAUUAGGAAACCUGGGAUUCUGGUCCCAGCUGGGGUUGAGAAAGGACCCCCUUUCUCUUCCUCCUCAUCUGUUCUCAGUCAAGGGCACCCUUCCCGCUGGGAGGGGGUGUGGUUCUGGCUCCCUCAGGAAGAGGGAGGGGAGAGGCUGGGCCACCUUGGACCUCCUCUUUGCUCUUGCCCACUCUCCUCCCCAGGGCCCCCUGGGCAGAAAGCUUCUUUGGGAGUCUUGCUAAACUUGAGAGUUUUUAUCAGGCACCCAGGAGUUUUUAGUGCAAAGCGCCGUACCGCGCCCCCCCACCCCCCAAAAAAACAGGACAUAGUGAGGUAGCAGAGUUCCAUGGUGCUUCAAACCCUAUCUGUUGACACUGGCUUUGUUCUCCUAAAAUCAUAUCUGAUUCUGCUUCUCUGUGUCUGAAAGAUAAAACCACUGACUGUGAGUAAAAAGGACAUAGGUAAGCAUUAACUGCAUGUUUUAGUGGGUAUAAUUUCCUGGCUGCCUCCCUUCCUCAGCCCAUUGGGUUAAACACCAAAGAAAGACUGGUGUGGACUGAAUAGGAAAGGGAAGUUUUAUUUGGACGCCUCUGAGAGGAAACCAACCAGGACCAAAGAGCCUUAAAGGACACACAGCUAAGUGCGGCCACUCACCCUUCCCCACCAGGGUGCUCUAGGUUAUUUUGGAAGCCCUUGAGGGAGAGGGGGCUGCUGUAGCCAACCUGGGGCCAAUGUCUAUGAGUUUUGUCUAGUAGAAUUUACUGACUGAUCAAAGGGUAUCACUGUGAAUCGAAUACAUUUCCUGAAAGAGCACAAUGAACUGUCUGCACACUGAGUUAAUAAAACCUAGAUGGAAAGCAA